Molecule: messenger RNA, 2145 nt
Organism: Rhipicephalus microplus (southern cattle tick)
Lineage: Eukaryota; Metazoa; Arthropoda; Arachnida; Ixodida; Ixodidae
Product: calmegin
Biological process (GO): protein folding; ERAD pathway
Cellular component (GO): endoplasmic reticulum membrane; endoplasmic reticulum
Molecular function (GO): calcium ion binding
Source: RefSeq, a predicted model, not a curated record
UCCCGCCAACUAAUAAGCGUCUCCGUUUCGUAUUCACCCAGCGCCCAAUAGGAUCCCUCCACGAAACAGGGAAUACUCUGGAAUCGGCGUGGUCGAGCCGGUUAUGAGUGUUUGAGAUGCAUUUACCUGGGAUGAGGUGCCCGCGCGAGCUUCAGGUAAUGUAUCUAGGCUGCGCAUUUUUGGUCAUCCUUGCCUUGCCGGGGUCGCUUGGCGUCCCAGAAGAGAAAAAGCCGGCGCCGAAAACCGAAACUCCUCAAGCUAUCGUUUAUAACAUUCCAAAACCCGUAGGAUUUGCUCACAUUGCGGAACAUUUCGACGAUGUUGAGGCAUUCAAAGAACGGUGGGUGCUGUCUGAAGCGAAAAAGGAUGGAGCAGAAGAAAGUCUAGCAAAAUAUGAUGGGAAAUGGGAAGUGGAAGCGUCUUCCAAAAGCCACUUGAGAGGAGAUCUAGGCCUUGUCCUCAAGUCCAAAGCACAUCACCAUGCAAUUGCGUCAAAGUUGAGCAAGCCAUUUACCUUCGACCACAAACCCUUCGUACUUCAGUAUGAAGUGCAGUUCCAGGAAGGCCAGGAUUGUGGCGGAGCCUACUUAAAACUCCUUUCCAACUUGGACGAGAACAAAGACCUGAAGCAGUUCCAUGACAAGUCCCCAUACACCAUCAUGUUCGGACCGGACAAGUGUGGGUCUGACCAUCAGCUGCAUUUCAUCUUUCGCCAUCGCAACCCCCGGAACGGCAGCUAUGAAGAGAAGCACUGGAAGAAGUCCAAGAGUGUGUCAAAGUUUGACGAAAUCUUCAAGGACAAAAAACCACAUCUGUUCACACUAGUGCUGUCACCUGACAACAAGUUUGAGAUUCUCGUGGAUCAGCGAAGUGAGGCCAAGGGAAGCCUCCUGGAGGACUUCGAGCCACCAGUCAACCCCCCGAAGGAAGUGGAAGACCCCAACGACAAACGCCCCGAAGACUGGGACGAGCGCGAGAAGGUGCCCGACCCAAAUGCGGUCAAGCCCGACGACUGGGACGAGGAUGCACCUCGAGAGAUCCCUGACCCCGACGCCAAGAAGCCUGUCGGCUGGCUCGAUGACGAGCCGAAGCUGGUGCCAGAUGCGACGGCUGAACGGCCCAAGGAUUGGGAUGAUGACAUGGACGGUGACUGGGAGCCACCACUGGUCAACAACCCCAAGUGCGAAGCUGUGGGCUGCGGAGAGUGGAAGCCACCCAUGAUCAGCAACCCGCGCUACAAGGGAAAAUGGAGGGCACCGCUUGUUGACAACCCGAACUACAAGGGCAAGUGGAAGCCACGCAAGAUCCCCAACCCAGACUUCUUUGAAGACCAGAAUCCCUUCCGCAUGACUGCCAUUGCAGCUGUGGGCCUCGAGCUUUGGUCCAUGUCCGAUGGAAUCCUUUUUGACAACAUCAUCAUCACCGAUGACACUGUGGUGGCCGACCAGUGGGCUGCUGACACUUGGGUCCUUAAAAAGGAAGCUGGGGACCUUGAAACGGACGGCAUGUUCAUGCGGCUCGUCAAGUACACCAACAAGUACCCGUGGCUCUGGGCUGUCUACGUGAUAGUCUUGGGACUGCCCUUAGUUCUCAUCAUCACCUUCUGCUGUUCCAGCUCACAGGACAAGAAAGUGUCUGCAGCUGCCGCGCAGCACAAGAAAAGCGACGAUGCCCCCGUGGCCGAGGAAAUGGCGGAGCCAGUUGCAGCUGAAGAACAGGGGACUGCGCUUAUAGAGGAAGUGGAGGAAGAAGUUGAAGACGAGGAACCAGGGGCCAAGGGUGCCGACAGCGCAAAUGCGGCAUCUGGCGACAAGGAGACCACUGCUAGCAGCAACGAGGAAGGAGAUGGGGUGGAUGGCGAGGAUGGAGCUGGGGACUCGAAGCGGUCACCACGACGACGGAGGCCCCGAAGGGAGUGACGCCCUGUGUGAAACUUUUUUUGUACCCUGCCCAGCGGCAAAGGCUUGGUAGCAGCUGACUGGACUGCUUUUCUCCGUGAGGGUUGGGUGCCUGCAAAGUAGUGGCAUCAACCAGUGAGUGUUCGUAUGACUGAGACUGUGGUGUGAGUGUGUGCAUGUCUGUGUGCUUCUUGGCAACUUAAGUUAUUAUACUUAUUACUGUUCAAUAAAGGUUGCUUUAGUUGUA